AUGUCUUCCGGACCUAAGUACAUGCGAUAUCUACUAUUCGCGGCUGUAGGCUUAGCGAUAGUUUUUUUCGUCUCGCGGAGCGCAAUUCCUAUUCCUGAGAAUAUCAGAUCGAAGUUGAAUCCAACCAACUACAAGGAUACCGUAACCUCUCAACCACCGUCACAUAAUGAUGCCGCACCCCCGAACCCGCCAGUCAAGGAUAUUCCGGCGGCCUCGAGUGCUCCUACGGCCGGUCGUGUGAACGCGACGUUUGUUACUCUGGCGCGUAACUCUGACGUCUGGGAUAUCGCAAAAUCGAUUCGCACGGUUGAGGAUCGCUUCAACCGCAACUACCAUUACGAUUGGGUCUUUCUCAAUGAUAAGCCAUUCGACAAGACGUUCAAGAAGGUCACUACGUCACUAGCCUCAGGCAAUACACACUACGGCGUUAUCCCGACGGAACACUGGUCGUACCCGGAAUGGAUCGAUCAGGAGAAGGCCAAGAAGGUGCGCGAGGAGAUGGGACAGAAGAAGAUCAUCUACGGUGACUCGGAGAGCUAUCGCCACAUGUGCCGCUAUGAAUCCGGUUUCUUCUUCCGCCAUCCACUGAUGCUGAAUUAUGAGUACUACUGGCGUGUCGAGCCGAGCAUUGAGCUUUUCUGUGAUAUCAGCUUCGAUCCAUUCCGCUUCAUGAAGGAAAAGAACAAGAAGUAUAGCUUUGUCCUGAGUCUGUACGAGUACUUCGACACUAUUCCUACCUUGUGGGACAGCGCGAAGAAGUUCAUGGGCAAUCACCCCGAGCAUAUUGCGGAGGGAAACGCCAUGGACUUUUUGAGCGACGAUGGCGGCAAAACUUACAACAAGUGUCACUUUUGGUCCAAUUUCGAGGUUGGAAGCUUGGAGUGGCUCCGGUCGAAGCAGUACAUCGACUACUUUGAGUCCCUUGACCGCGACGGCGGUUUCUUCUAUGAGCGCUGGGGAGACGCUCCAGUUCACUCCAUUGCGGCCGGUGUCAUGCUCAAGAAGGAGGAAAUUCACUUCUUCGAUGAGAUUGCCUACUAUCACAUCCCCUUCACGCACUGCCCGACUACUGAGCAGAAAAGGCUGGACCUGAAAUGCCACUGCAACCCGGAGGAGAACUUCGAUUGGAAGGGAUACUCAUGUACAUCCCGGUGGUUCCAGGUUAAUGGCAUGGAGAAGCCAGAGGGCGCCGAAAACCAGAGUUGA
Aspergillus clavatus NRRL 1 is the source of this 1206-nucleotide messenger RNA. RefSeq names its product glycosyltransferase family 15 protein. The transcript is spliced from 4 exons. NCBI's taxonomy places the organism in Eukaryota, Fungi, Ascomycota, Eurotiomycetes, Eurotiales, Aspergillaceae. The coding region runs from base 1 to 1206 and encodes 401 amino acids. Gene Ontology annotation, biological process: protein N-linked glycosylation; protein O-linked glycosylation; cell wall mannoprotein biosynthetic process. Gene Ontology annotation, molecular function: alpha-1,2-mannosyltransferase activity. The record is from RefSeq and is a predicted model, not a curated record. Gene Ontology annotation, cellular component: Golgi apparatus; membrane.